GAUCGUUUAGAGUUUAGAGACCGAAUGGCAUUGCACCAGCAUGACCUCGUUGUACCCGCCACUGCCGGCACCUGCGGCACCGGUACUCCCUGGUCCACAAGCUGCUGGCACGCAGAGGGCACAAAGCCAAGCUGAAGACCAAAACCGGCAGCGUUUGCUGCUGUCCUGCCACCUCCAAGAUCUUCUGAGUGCUGGGACAAGUGAGCCCGUUCGACGUCCGCUGGUCACUGAAAAGACGCAUGAUGCUAGAGAGCCCAUCACGCCGGGUCUUGUACUGGACGCACGCCAAAGCACUCGCUUUGCAGAGCGUUCAGUGCGCGACCCGGCUGAACGGAAGGCGAGCCUCAGGAGAGUUGCACCACAUCUGUGGGAAGCCACUCAGCGGACGGAGCCACCGCUCAAAGAGCAGCCUUUGCUUCUUUUGGGUGAUUUUCACUCUGCUCCCAAGGACGUCGGAGCACCUGGCACUUCAUGCAGGGUGGUUCUCUGGGACGAGAGCCGGCGAUGCUUCGCGUCCCACUGGCCUGGUGCUUUGCCUCCUGACUUUUGUAGUCACAGCUUUGAUGCUUUGAUGACCCAUGGGCCGUGGGAGCCGCUGCACAGCAAGAAGGGCCAAGUCACGCGAGAGACCUGCUGGUAUGUUCGCAAGGGCUGCCGUUGUGACUACACAUAUGGAAUUGCACGGGUGAGAGCCAAACGAAAGCAGACACAAGCUUUCCGAGCGGCCAUGGAAAUCCUUCUUGAAGAAGUCAUGCGCCGUGUUUGCCCUUCGCUUCCCAAAGAAGCAUGGCCCAACUGCGCCAAUUUGAACCUGUACACUGAAGCAUGGCAAUCUGUGGGUUGGCAUGCAGAUGACGAAUCACUCUUCAUGGGAAAGGACAGGGAUUGCCCAAUUCUGUCAGUAUCUCUUGGUGCCCGACGUGAGUUCUGGCUUGCAUUGCGGCACCAGGGCAACUGCAUGGACCCGCAAUUGAAGAGCAUCGUGGAGAUCGAUUUGCACAAUGGCGAUAUCCUCAGCAUGGAGGCACAACGGGCCAUGCCUUCUGCUCAAUUCUGCUCUUUCCAAUCUAGCGUCCUUGCUCCUAGUAGUAAGGGCCUUUGCCAGAAGCAUUGUGUUCACUUUGUGCCCUGCGAUGUGCGCAACAUCGAGUCAACGAGCCACGAUUCGGUCCGCGCUCGAAUCAAUGUCACCUGGCGAUGGAUUCGUGAGCACAAGCAGAGGUGUCCUCAGCAUGUUGAAGGGACAGAGCAAUUCUUCUUCGAAUCUAGCGGUCCACCUCGGGAUGAGCAGUUCUUUGUUCAUGCCUGGGCUGGCCAGUGUGCCAUGGCAUGGAAGCUUUGCGAUGGAUGCGAUCAUGAUGCGUGGCGUGGUGGGCGCAACUGUGUGAAGCAUCAGAAUCAGUGGCUUUGCCGCCUUUGCUAUGAACAUGCUUUAAGUGGUGCUCCGCCUCACCAGAAGGUCCCUCGCGACCGUCGGAGGCCAAGGAGACCUGGCCUAGCUGUCAUUGAAGCCCGGGCAGCUGCCGAAGAGGCUGACAACAUGCACGACAAGUUUCAGUUUCUGCCCCAGGAGUUCAACAACACCGGCGCCAGCAGGCCGGAUGCUCUUCAACAACUGAAUCCACUUUCAGCCGCCUUCUUCGUGCCAAGUUACCCCCAGGUGGUGGUGACCCCAAUGCAGAUUCAGCAGAUGCAGGCCUUGCGCCUCCAGCAGUGGUGUGAUCAUCAUGUGGAUAUAUGCAUAUAUAUAUUGUAAGGGCUUCGCCCGGGUGCCGCCGACCCCUUUUCAAGAGGAGUGGAGGCUGCGUGGCAUGCGCUAAAGCCCACAAAGGUGGAGAUGCCAAUGCCAAGGUUGUGCCCUGCGACCCCAGGAUAUACACCAACAACAGCAAUCACA
Messenger RNA from Durusdinium trenchii, 1897 nucleotides. Lineage: Eukaryota; Dinophyceae; Suessiales; Symbiodiniaceae. The record is from the annotation of a GenBank genome assembly.